CGGCGCUCUUCGCAUCAAAAGCUCCGCUGCGGAGCCGAGAAAAUAUAUUUAAUUCCCAUUUCAAGUGCAGCUUGUGGGCAGGAAUUUCAAGUUUGUUUGUUUAAACCCCGAGUGCAAGUGAGGUGCAUAAAACACCAAGGAAAAGCAUAGAAAAUCAAAUGUUGAACUGCUAAGCGUGGAGAUUUAGUGCAUAGUUAGAGUGAAUUUAUAAGUUAGUUGAAACAAACAAAGAAAUGGAGACUGCAGCGAAUUCGGGCGACUCCAAAAAGCCUUUCAAAGUCAAGGACGUUACACGUAACAUUAAGAAGGCUGUCUGCGCCUCCAGUCUGGAGGAGAUUCGCAGCAAGGUGGCGGAGAAGUUCGAGAAGUGCGACCACCUGCCCACCAUCCACCUGGACUCCGACGGCACGGAGAUCGACGACGAGGAGUACUUCCGCACCCUCGACGAGAACACGGAACUGGUGGCUGUCUUCCCCGGAGAGCACUGGAUAGAUCCCACGCACUACGUGACCAUAACCACUCCGCAUGGCAACGAGGUGGGAACUGGAAACGGAGAUCCCAACGCCGGAGGCGAGGGAGACACCACCGAUGCCAACAACUCGGAGUCGGCUCGCAUCCGCCAGCUGGUGGGUCAGCUGCAGAACAACCUCUGCAACGUGUCCGUGAUGAACGAUGCCGACCUGGACUCGCUCUCCAACAUGGAUCCCAACUCGCUGGUGGACAUCACGGGAAAGGAGUUCAUGGAGCAGCUCAAGGAUGCGGGAAGACCACUUUGUGCCAAGCGGAAUGCCGAGGACCGCUUGAAUCUGCUGAAGUUGCUCAAGGCCGGAGCCAUUUUCUGCUCGGAACGCUAUCCGGAGGAUGCGGAGGCCAUCGACCGGGAGAUCGGACGCCAGCUGAACGAGGCGGAGAGUGGACAGAUGGGCACCACGACCACCAGUAAUACCCGCACCAUCGAGGUGGUGCAGUGCGACAAUCAGAACACGACGAUAACGAUCACGGUGGGCGAGGCCACCUCCACCUGCUCCGCGGCCAGUGGAGCCAUGGGAUCCUCCGCUGCCGAGGCGGCGGCCAAUGAGGCCAAUGCCAAUCCCAGCCGGAAUCCCAAUGCCAAUGGAGACAUCUGACUGCCCAUUUUGGGCAGCCUGAGGUGAAGUCUGCCGGCGGAGGAGUUGAAAUCAAAUUCGAAUUGAAAUUGAAAGUCAAAAUCGAAAUCAAAAUCAAAAUCAAGAUCCAUGAGGAUAUACCGACGACAUCAGUCCUGCAACAUUGGGUUAACAUAAAUCGUAUUUGUAGCAUGUAAUUAGGCGGUGCGAAAUCAGCGAACGGAACGAAGACAAAAUUAAGCGCAACAGAGUCAAAGAAGGAGAAUGCUUCAUAGUAUCUAAGAGCAAAUGAAAGUUAACGAACAAUACACGUACUAGAUUUAAACACCAAGGCAAGGAGGUCAAGGGGUCACGGCCCAAAAACAGAUCCGAGCAGUCUUUUAGCAAUCACAGUCAAACGAAACGUAUUUAACCGUAUAUACACAAGCCACACCACGCUGUACUAGAUGAAUAAUAAUCAAAGGUUAGCCAGUAAGUAUUAUAUUCGAGGUAGAACCCCCGGCGUAGGCAAAAACACCAGAGUGAAACCGCAUUGGAUGGAUAUGGAGAUAUGGAGAUGGAUAUUUCUAGAGUCCCUGGACACUGUUGAUUUGCUUGCCGUGUAAAUUGUGUUACGAUUAGUAGGUAGAAUGGAAACGCACAUCAAAAAUUGUUUUUAGACCAAUGCCAUUGUGAAUGUCAUUCGUUAAAGGCCAAUUGAGACUGACUGUAUUUAUGUGUAAUAGGUUUUUUCGUGGUUUUGAGCGGUUCGCCCCUCCCCGCCCCCCCGGAAUCUAUAGCCAAAUGAAUUUAAGUACCGGCAAACAUUGUUAGCAAAUUAAACAAUACAAAAAGAACACAAUAACGGAAAUUGCAAUUGCCCAAUUAAAGUUGUUAACUGUCUACAAUUCGAAUAAGCAAUAAGGGAAGUCGUAAACGAAAGCGAAAACCAAAACGCGAACAGAAAACAAUUAUUAAAUAUAGUGAAACGCAUACAGCAAAUACAAAAAAAAAAAGAAAAACCCCGAGGCAAACUAUAUACACGAAACCAACAAGUAAUAAAUAAAUGAAUAUUAAAGCAGA
Molecule: messenger RNA, 2168 nt
Organism: Drosophila subpulchrella
Lineage: Eukaryota; Metazoa; Arthropoda; Insecta; Diptera; Drosophilidae
Gene: Drep1
Product: DNA fragmentation factor subunit alpha
Exons: 4
Coding region: 234-1127 (297 amino acids)
Biological process (GO): regulation of apoptotic process; apoptotic process
Source: RefSeq, a predicted model, not a curated record